Vanderwaltozyma polyspora DSM 70294 is the source of this 1089-nucleotide messenger RNA. RefSeq names its product palmitoyltransferase PFA5 (gene PFA5). The transcript has a single exon. Gene Ontology annotation, biological process: peptidyl-L-cysteine S-palmitoylation; protein targeting to membrane. Lineage: Eukaryota; Fungi; Ascomycota; Saccharomycetes; Saccharomycetales; Saccharomycetaceae. The record is from RefSeq and is a predicted model, not a curated record. Gene Ontology annotation, molecular function: protein-cysteine S-palmitoyltransferase activity. Bases 1 to 1089 code for a protein of 362 amino acids. Gene Ontology annotation, cellular component: Golgi apparatus; endoplasmic reticulum.
AUGGAUUCAAAAUUGAAGGAUAAAAGACUGAUUGAUUAUCUUUUACCAGUUCUCGUUUGGGGUUUAGUCUUCUAUAGUACGUGGGCAUUUUCUCAUAAGUUGUGUUAUAAUCAAAUUUAUAAAAAUUUUAAACACGAAUCAAUUGCUAUUGGAUUGAUUUGUAUUAUCUGCAUAUUAGAUAUAACAUUGAUAAUAAUUUGGAUUCAGUUAAUUUGGAUAUAUGGUCCUGGAAGACAACCAAAAAUUCCUCCAUUUAUUUUAAUUGAUAAUGGGAUUAGAAACAAUUUUGGUUCUAUCGAACCCACAGCAACUGCUUCAAUCCCACCACCGGUUUUUUAUGAGUGUGAUAUAAACGGUUAUCCAAUAUGGUGUGACACUUGUAAGAGUUUAAAAAUUGGUAGAACUCAUCAUUCUAAAAGAUUAGGUUAUUGUAUACCUAGGUUUGAUCAUCAUUGUAUGUGGGUAGGUACAGUGAUUGGUAAAAGCAAUUAUCUUCUUUUUACUCAAUUCGUAUUUUAUUUUUCAUGCUUAUUAUUAAUAUUUUGGAUAUCAAUCGUUUCAUAUAUUAAAAGGAUAGUUGAUUAUCCUCAUACUGGGUAUAAGCUUGAUCCAAACUUAAUUGUAAUUUUAAUCCUUUCAGUUCCAUUUUCAAUUAUGACUUUGUCGUUAUUCCUAUCUCACGUUUAUUUUACAUUUAUGAAUAGAACAUCAUUAGAAAUUAUCAACAUUAAAAGAAAUAAAAAAUUGAAUAUAAAAAAAUUUGUGUGCUAUUUGGAUAAAACCUCAGGUAAUAGAUAUGUCAUUGAAAUGUCUCCAGAAGAUAUGGCCAAUAUAUGGAAGAAAAGAAGCAUUUGGGAAAAUUUUAAAGAAGUUCUAGGGAAUAAUUUUCUAUUCUGGUUUAUACCAUUUGAUAUUAGAAAACGUCAAGUGAAACAAAAUAAUGACCCAGAAUGUAUACAAUCAUUAGAUUACAUAUUAGGAUUUUAUAAUGAAGCAAUAGGGGAAGAUGCAAAACUUUUGAUUGAACAAAAAAUUAUUAACAGUAAUUAUUUAAAAACAUUUAGAGCAUUUGGUGAUCAAUAUCAUUGA